AUGGCUUCGGACGAAAAGAACGUCCUCGCAGUAUACGACAACAGCGGGGAAGCAGAGCUAGAUCCCCAAGAAGAUGAAGAGGUGAAUGUUACCCAGAAUCUGCAAGACUUCAACCGAGAUACAGACGACAAGAAGGCUGCUCGCAACCUACUCAACAACUACAUCCUGUUGUCUUCCAGUGCAAAGAUCAUGAGGCGGAUCAAGAAGGGAAUGCCGAAGGAUCGAAACUUGUACGAGUUUCUCACCAAGCCAGGAAGCGACCUGAUCCAUGGACUUCAGGAGACCGAGCUGGACUUUUCGACUAUCCUAAUUGUCGUCGCCAGCGAAGAUACCCUCGGGAAGACGCUCACUCGACGCGAACAGAGUGUCAUCAAAGAAACUAUGCAGCUUCUGAAAGUUAAAUCUGAAGCCAACUUGGGUGUCCUUACCAAUUACGACGCGAAGGUGGUUGUGAAGACCAGGACGCUGUACGAACCCAUGAGCAAGAUCGCAGAUGAAUUCGCAAUCAACGACACGAUGUCAUACAACAAGCAAACGGCAGAGUUCCUACAGUCUAUGCUCAGCGCGGUCUUGAUCAACGUGAAGGGAAGCUUCAAGGCCCUAACGUUUGCCAAGCGUCAAGCACAACUGUACAAAGCCGGCAACUACGAUUUGGCAUUGGCAAAUGACCCAGUCGUAAGCCAAUACAUACACGAGUCUGGUCGCUCUCUCGACGAACUGGCCACCAAAGCAGGCUUAUGGUUACACGUACUGACAGUAUGCAAACAAGUUUUGCGGGAGUAUUUGACAGCCAAUCUCCGACUCGUUCGUUUUGUCUACGCUCUCAAAAACGUUCGAAGGCUCAGAGUCUUGGACAAGCAAAAACACCAAACGGUGGACCCGGAGGUUGCAGAUCUCGAUUCGAUUUCCGCGAAGGAGCGAUGGGAGGACGCAGCUAUGGCCUGGCUAGAUCUCACCUGUCUCCAUCAGACAGCCUUUAUGAGCCUAAGCUGUGCCGGAGAGCCAACGCAACGCAACAAGGACUACGAAUCAUACCUGUUCGCUGCCAGCUUCCGAUAUCUCGAAGCAUCCACGAGCCAAAUGGACAAACGGUUGUUCUUCACCAAAUAUCUGAAAGAGGUCGAGAAAGCUCCGGGCGAACCUCUCACAAAUGCUGAAGUCCAGACCAUCCGACAGUGGUUGCUAACCGACGGCUAUGGCUUUGGUUCUGGUGCCACUUCCAAAUUCGAGACUCCAACGCUCGAGACGAAGAAUUUCUCAGGCACAUACCAUUGCGAGGCAAUGCUGAUUUGCCUCUACUUGCUCUGUCGCAAACGCGACUACUUCGUGGACAAGGAUGCCAAUGCUGAUUUACCCGAGAACCUUCACCAUUACCUACGCUUACCUCCCAAGAGUAUAACUGAUACCAUGCGGAAAGCAAUGGAUGUGUUGCCAGUAUCCAAGCGUUGUUGCCCAGCGUGCCAUGCCUUGGUGCGAUAUCUGGUAACAUAUCACAAGUGUAAUCUCAUGUAUGCCGGUAACCACGGUGUAUGGUUUGCGACUGCUCUCCCGCCUUGGAUCCCCAAACCUGCCGGUCUUCAUAUUUUGGCGGAAGCUAGAAAGGCCCUCAGUUACCGGUUCCAGUAUAUCUUGAAUAGAGAGACAGCCCCACCAGGCUCGGACGAUAGCUGGAAAACCGACGAAACCUCACAUCACUUUUUGACAGUGCAAGGAGACACUUCUCUGCCGCAGACUGGAGCCUACAGCUCUCCGCGACUGCCCACGGUCGUUGAAGGCUGGAUAUAUCCGGACCGUAAAGCGCGAGCCAAUGUUACGAUUGCAAUGGGCGGAGCGCGGGCAUCUAAUCACGCUAGGUAA
Messenger RNA from Alternaria arbusti, 1857 nucleotides. RefSeq lists its product as uncharacterized. Bases 1 to 1857 code for a protein of 618 amino acids. The transcript is spliced from 2 exons. NCBI's taxonomy places the organism in Eukaryota, Fungi, Ascomycota, Dothideomycetes, Pleosporales, Pleosporaceae. The record is from RefSeq and is a predicted model, not a curated record.